Callorhinchus milii (elephant shark) is the source of this 874-nucleotide messenger RNA. RefSeq names its product DNA damage-inducible transcript 4-like protein-like. The record is from RefSeq and is a predicted model, not a curated record. Gene Ontology annotation, cellular component: cytoplasm. Lineage: Eukaryota; Metazoa; Chordata; Chondrichthyes; Chimaeriformes; Callorhinchidae. The coding region runs from base 1 to 843 and encodes 280 amino acids. Gene Ontology annotation, biological process: negative regulation of signal transduction. The transcript is spliced from 3 exons.
AUGGAUAACGUGCUCGGGGAGACACCGGUGACACGCACACUCGAUGCCGAGCGGGCAGAUCUGUCAAAAGCUCUGGGGCGCCCCGGGGCUGCCCCCGGGAGGGGGGGUCCGGGUCCGGGAGGGGGGGUCCGGGUCCGGGAGGGGGGGGUCCGGGUCCGGGAGGGGGGGUCCGGGUCCGGGAGGGGGGGGUCCCGGUCCGGGAGGGGACACACUGUUGCAACUCAUGAAGCGGUUCCUUCAGCGGCACUUCGUCGGCGUCUCCGUCACCGACUCCGAGGGCGUCCCGACCCUCUCCCGCACCCGCGCCGCCCCCUCCGAAAGGCACCGGUGGAGCCCGGAGGAGAGGAGCCCCCCCGGGAGCCAGACGCCUGUUCCCCAAGCCACUGCCUCUUCCUGGAGGAGAUUUUGGACGAGAGCGUGUGCCAGCGGUUGACCAAGCAAAUCGAGCAGUGCCUGGUCACGGCCAAGACGUCUCCUCUUCGCUGCCGGGAGCUGCUGAUCCCCCGGGGUCUGAGCCGCAGGGUGGCCCACGACGUGAUGCGGGUGUCGGCCAACGAGCCUUGCGGGCUCCGGGGGGCCGUGGUGUACCUGCACCUGGAGAGCGAGGGGGUGAGCGAGAAGCUGGGCGCGAUCGAGCGGGACGGGGCGGUGGUCCCCACCUUCGAGCUCACGCUGGUCUUCAAACAGGAAGGCAGGGGGUGGCCCCGUCUGCGGGAGCUGCUCUCCGUCGGGGGCUGCUUCGUCAGCCCCGGCUGGAGACGGGCGCUGAAACUCAGCCCGGGGUUCCGUCUGGUCAAAAGGAAACUCUAUUCCUCUGCGGGGCCCAUUGUGGAGGAAUGCUGACUGAACCGAGCCCGAGUCGACGACUGCUUUU